This is a messenger RNA of Mauremys mutica (yellowpond turtle), 2716 nucleotides long. RefSeq names its product galactosidase beta 1 like (gene GLB1L). The transcript has 17 exons. Gene Ontology annotation, cellular component: vacuole. Bases 34 to 2166 code for a protein of 710 amino acids. Gene Ontology annotation, biological process: carbohydrate metabolic process. Gene Ontology annotation, molecular function: beta-galactosidase activity. NCBI's taxonomy places the organism in Eukaryota, Metazoa, Chordata, Testudines, Geoemydidae. The record is from RefSeq and is a predicted model, not a curated record.
AGAAGCUUGCGUAUACUUAAGACCCUCAGAGCGAUGCCAUCUGGAGUGUUGGUAGGGUCACCGAGAGCGGUAAGGUCGAAGGCGAGGUACCAGACAAAGUGCAGCCCAGCACAACACAACCCAGGAGAAGCCCUCAACGGCAGAACAGGUGGAGGAAGCAGCGGCUGCGAAGGCGAGCGAAGUUACCACGGAGGAGGAACCCCUAGUCAUCUCGGAGCUCCUUGCCACUGGACACAGCUGCGCGGGGCCGUGACCAUGGGGCCCGCGGGCCGCGUCCUGCUGCUGGCGGCGGCGCUGCUGCGGCUGGAGGCCUGUGCCGGCGCCCGCUCCUUCCAGGUGGAUUACGCCCACGACUGCUUCCGCAAGGACGGCGCCCCCUUCCGCUACAUCUCGGGCAGCAUCCACUACGCCCGCGUCCCGCGCCCGGCCUGGCGCGACCGGCUCCUCAAGAUGUACAUGAGCGGCCUCAGCGCCGUGCAGGUCUACGUCCCCUGGAAUUACCACGAGCCGCUGCCCGGGGUCUAUGACUUCUCCGGGGACCGAGACCUGGGACACUUCCUGGACCUGACGGCAGAGCUGGGCCUCCUGGUGAUCCUGCGGCCCGGGCCCUACAUCUGCGCCGAGUGGGAGAUGGGCGGCCUCCCUGCCUGGCUGCUGUGGAAACCAGACAUUGUCCUGCGCUCCUCUGACCCAGAUUAUCUGCAGGCCGUGGAUUCCUGGCUGGACGUCCUGCUGCCCAGGAUCAAGCCCCGGCUGUACCAGAACGGAGGGAACAUCAUCAGCAUCCAGGUGGAGAACGAGUAUGGGAGCUACUCCGCCUGCGACUACGACUACCUGCGGCACCUGCUGGCCGCCUUCCGCACCCGGCUGGGGCCCGACGUGCUGCUCUUCACCACCGACGGCAACAGCGCCGCCGAGCUGCGGUGCGGCACCCUGCAGGGGCUCUACGCCACCGUGGACUUCGGGCCAGGCCCCAACGUCACAGCCGCGUUUGCCCCUCAGCGACUCUACGAACCCAGGGGACCUCUGGUGAACUCGGAGUACUACACGGGCUGGCUGGACUACUGGGGAGAGCCGCACGCCGGCAGCAGCCCCGCGCAGGUGGCUCGGGGUCUCCAGGACAUGCUGCAGCUGGGAGCCAACGUCAACAUGUACAUGUUCCAGGGGGGCACCAACUUCGGCUACUGGAGCGGUGCCGACUACAAGGGCCGCUACAAGCCAGUCACCACCAGCUACGACUACGACGCGCCGCUCUCGGAGGCCGGCGACCCCACCGAGAAGCUGUUUGCCAUCCGGACGGUCAUCGGCCAGUUCCAGCCCCUGCCUGAGGGUCCGAUGCCGCCCGCCACCCCCAAGUACGCCUACGGCCCCGUGCCCCUGCGGAAGCAGGGCGAGGUUCUGGAGCUGCUGGACGUGCUGUGCCCUGGCGGGCCCAUCCGGAGCCGGUUCCCCCUCACCUUCGAGGCCGUGAAGCAGGCUCACGGCUUCGUCCUGUACCGGACGCGCCUGCCCCGGGACGUCUGGGAUCCGGCCCCUCUGAGCGCCCCUCCCACCAGCGUCUGCGACCGCGCCUACGUGCUGCUCAACGGGGAGUACCAGGGGAGGCUGGAGCGCGACGGGCAGACGACACUGAACCUCACGGGCCAGGCUGGCGCCAGGCUGGACCUGCUGGUGGAGAACAUGGGCAGGAUCAACUUUGGUGUGAACGGCAGCGACUUCAAGGGCCUGCUCCAGAAUCUCUCCCUGGACUCGGCUCUGCUCAGCGACUGGCUGAUUUACCCCCUGGACGUGGACUCGGCCGUGACACGGGGCUGGCCCCUGCCCACCCCCCAGGCUGAGGGGAGCAGGGCCGGGCUGGGGCCAGCGCUCUACACGGGGGCCUUCCCGACCCCUGGCCUCGCCUGGGACACCUUCGUGAAGUUCCCCGGCUGGAGCAAGGGCCAGCUCUGGAUAAACGGCUUCAACGUGGGCCGGUACUGGCCGGCGCGGGGCCCCCAGCAGACGCUCUUCGUGCCCGGCUCGCUGCUGAGCGCCUCGGCCCCCAACAACAUCACCCUGCUGGAGCUGGAGGGGGCCCCCCCCAGGCCCCUCGUGCUGUUCCUGGACCGGCCCCUGCUCAACCAGACCGUCAGCGCCCAGGCUGGGACUGAGCCGCGGCCUCCCUAACACCCCCCCCAGUGCCUCCUGGGCCCCCCAGAGACGGCUGCAGCUCAGGUGCCUUUGGACAUCCUCCCCUGGCGGUGCCCAAAUCCCCUGGCUGCACCGGGUGGGGGGAGUCCUGCCAGCUGAGCAGAGCCCAGGGGCUGCGGGCUGCCCCCACCCUCACUCCCAGGGCCCCUCGCAGCCAGAGGAGCUGGACAGCCUGGCUCCCGGUGACGCAGCUGGUACUGGCUGGGGCAGGGCUGCCCAGAACGGCAUCACGGGCCCCCCGGGCCGGGCCGGCCCCCAGCGGCAGAGCCCGCGUGGAGCCCCUGGGGACGGGCAGGGACCAGUCCCAGCUGCCUGCAGCAGGCCGAGCCGAGGCCCCGCCAAAGGGAGACACGGUGUUCGCUGCCGGCAGCUUGCCCUUUAUUGCCAGGUUCGGGGUGCGUUGCGGCCGUGUGCCGGGGGCAGAGGCAGCACGGCCGGGGAGCCGGUUUCCUGCCUGCCGGCUUGUGCCCCCCAGGCUGGGCACCAGGGGUUACAUUUUAUUACCCAUUAAAAAUCUUGUGCCUUC